AGCAUAGAGACUGCAGCAAACACAUCUCAUGCAAAAGACAGAAGAGCAGAGAGGAAAAAAGAGAAGAGAAAGAGGAUUGACAGAAAUCUAUGCUGCUUGAGGAAGAAAAUAUAUAAACUGACAAUCAAGUACAUCAGGAGUUACACAAGCAACAUGUCUCGGUCACCAGGAAGAAAGCAGGAGAACCACAAAAUAAGCAGAGAACUUUUUGUACUCACAUAUGGGGCUUUGGUAGCCCAGCUGUGCAAGGACUAUGAAAAAGAUGAAGAUGUCAAUGCCUGUUUAGAUAGAAUGGGAUACAGCAUUGGCAUAAGACUGAUUGAUGACUUUUUGGCUCGUUCAGCUGUGAAAAAGUGCCGUAGUUACUCUGAAACUGCAGACGUGAUUGCACAGGUUGCUUUCAAGAUGUACCUUGGGGUCACUCCUAGUGUGAGCUGCAGUAGUGCCACAGGGAAUGAAUUCUCCUUAAUCCUGGAUAAAAACCCACUCGUGGACUUUGUGGAGGAGCUGCCAGCAGAACGAGCAUCACUUUGCUAUUGUAACCUCCUCUGUGGGGUGAUUCGAGGUGCCUUGGAAAUGGUUCACUUAGCAGCAGAAGUUUCCUUCCUCCAGGACAAGCUAAAGGGCGAUGCUGUGACAGAAAUAGGAAUUACAUUUUUAAGGAAGCCUGAAGACCGAAAGCACAGAAGGAACAAAUGAAGGAAAUGUUGGGAAAAACCCUUGCUGAGGGAUGUUUUGUGCCUUUUGUUUCAGAAGAAAACAGGGUAAAAAUGGCUUUGCUGAGUCACCUGACUGAACAGUGAAGAGAGCUGGGCAGAAAGAGGAGGGCAGGGCAGAGGAGAGCAAUGUUAAUUGUCAUGACAUAGAUAUCAGUAAAAAAGAUUGAAAUGCUCUCCACUUCCUUCCCACAUACCCAGGCUCUCGAGCUUAAUGGAAGUUUUAUCUCAGUAUUUAGUGUGUAUAAUAUUCA
Messenger RNA from Ficedula albicollis (Collared flycatcher), 970 nucleotides. It is a transcript of the gene TRAPPC3L, whose product is annotated as trafficking protein particle complex 3 like. The coding region runs from base 154 to 699 and encodes 181 amino acids. The transcript has 5 exons. The record is from RefSeq and is a predicted model, not a curated record. Lineage: Eukaryota; Metazoa; Chordata; Aves; Passeriformes; Muscicapidae. Gene Ontology annotation, biological process: endoplasmic reticulum to Golgi vesicle-mediated transport; intra-Golgi vesicle-mediated transport. Gene Ontology annotation, cellular component: cytosol; cis-Golgi network membrane; TRAPP complex.